Mya arenaria is the source of this 1475-nucleotide messenger RNA. RefSeq names its product elongation factor 1-gamma-like. Gene Ontology annotation, molecular function: translation elongation factor activity. The coding region runs from base 69 to 1346 and encodes 425 amino acids. Gene Ontology annotation, biological process: translational elongation. The record is from RefSeq and is a predicted model, not a curated record. Gene Ontology annotation, cellular component: nucleus; cytoplasm. NCBI's taxonomy places the organism in Eukaryota, Metazoa, Mollusca, Bivalvia, Myida, Myidae. The transcript is spliced from 11 exons.
CUUCUGUCAAAAUUGUUUAUAUUGCGCAUGUGAGGAAGUAAAGUGAACUUCCUUUUUGAGCCGGUACAAUGGCGACUGGAACGCUGUACACAUACCCAGGCAAUUUUAGAGCCUUCAAGGCUCUAAUUGCUUCUGAAUACAGUGGUGCUAAAGUGACAGUUGACACCAGCUUCAAGCUUGGAGAAACAAACAAGGAUGCUGCAUUUCUAAAGAAAUUCCCUAUGGGAAAGGUUCCAGCAUUUCAAUCAAGCAAUGGAGACUGCAUCUUUGAGUCAAACGCAAUUGCUCAAUAUGUUGGCAAUGAGCAGCUUCAAGGAAAAUCAAGGACUGAUGCCGCGUUAGUCCAACAGUGGAUCAACUUUGGCGACAAUGAGAUAAUUCCAGCGUCAUGCACAUGGGUGUUUCCGUGCCUUGGUAUUACACAGUACAACAAACAGGACACAGAGAAGGCAAAGGAACAGAUCCAGAAGGCUCUGUGCGUUUUGAACUCCUACCUGGCCCCCCGCACCUUCCUUGUCGGUGAACGAGUCAGCCAGGCUGACAUCACUGUCGCCUGUGACCUCCUCCUCGCAUACCAAUAUGUGUUGGACCCUAGCUUCCGAGGUACAUACGCAAAUGUCAACAGAUGGUUCACAACACUCAUCAACCAGCCUCAGUUUAAGAAGGUCAUCGGAGAUUUCAAACUCUGUGAAAAGAUGGCUCUGUUUGACGGAAAGAAGUAUUCAGAACUGCACGGUGGUGACAAGAAAAAGGAGGCAAAGAAAGAACAGCCAAAGCCGAAGAAAGAACAGCCAAAGCAGGAGAAAAAGAAGAAGGAGGUUGAAGAGGAUGAAGAUGAUGCACCAAGGAGGGAUGAAAAAGACCCAUGGAUCAAUUCACCGAAAACGUCUUUUGACUUUGAUGCAUUCAAGCGUAGCUACUCCAACAAUGACACCUUGACAGUGGCCCUGCCAUACUUCUGGGAGAAAUUUGACAAGGAGAACAUGUCCAUCUGGCACUGUGUAUACAAAUACCCCGAAGAACUGAAGAAGAUCUUCAUGACCUGUAAUCUCGUGGGAGGUUUCAUUCAGCGAAUUGAGAAGAUGCGCAAGUUUUCCUUUGGAAGCAUGUGCAUUCUUGGUGAGGACGACAAGAACCAGAUCAGUGGAGUGUGGUUCUGGAGAGGACAUGACCUUGCAUUUGAGCUGUCUCCUGACUGGCAGAUAGACUUCGAGUCCUACACCUGGACCAAGCUGAACGCUGAUGAUCCAAAGACAAAGACUAUGGUACAAGAGCACUUCGCAUGGGAGGGAGACUUUGAAGACUUAAAAGGACUGAAAUUUAACCAGGGAAAGGUCUACAAGUGAUUUCAUACAUUUUGGAUAAUGAACACUGUGUAAUGUUAUGUAUAAGUUAUUAAUGGGUAACUUAAACGAACAUCUAAGUGUGCUUUGAUGAUUGUGAUUGGUGCCAGAAAUAAAAAGAAAAAACCCCGA